CAAGAGAGAUCCAGAUCCCAGCGAACUCGUAAACACGUCUGUGCAUAGUGCUAUUACGUAUACUCCCCCACUCACCCCCGAGAAGUCAGGAGGCAUGGCGAGGAAGGCAGCGGCAGCGGCCAUGGACGGCAAGAGCUCCGAGCUCGCGAGGGCCGUGGCGGAGGCGGAGGCGCGGGAGGAGCGGCUGCAGCGGGAGCUGGAGGCGGCGCUGGCGCGGGUGGCCGUGGCGGAGGAGGCCGAGGAGCGGCUGUGCGUGCAGCUCGGCGAGCUGGAGGCGGAGGCCAUGACGCAGGCCAUGGAGUACCAGCAGCACGUCAGGGCGCUCUCCGAGAGGCUCGCCCUCAUGGACGGCCUGCUCAGGUCCUCCGGCCUCCACGGCGCCGUCGUGCAGCCCGGCCUUCACUGACGAACCGAAUCUCAUCAUGCGUUCCCUUGCCUGUUAUUAUGUGUGAUCAUGCAAGGCUGUAGUGGUUGUUAAAUUUUUCUCCUUUCCGCCGGCGUGUGUUUGAUGCCAACUCGUGCGUGCUGGUGGCGUGUAGUGUAGGAUGUACAUUUCUUUUCUUUUCUUUUUGAGAUGUACUGUAUAUAACGUCGUUUGUGUAGUUCUACAUAUCUCUUGAGAACAUCUUAAUGUUGCCCC
Triticum aestivum (bread wheat) is the source of this 640-nucleotide messenger RNA. Its product is annotated as protein RESPONSE TO LOW SULFUR 2. NCBI's taxonomy places the organism in Eukaryota, Viridiplantae, Streptophyta, Magnoliopsida, Poales, Poaceae. The coding region runs from base 95 to 406 and encodes 103 amino acids. The transcript has a single exon. The record is from RefSeq and is a predicted model, not a curated record. Gene Ontology annotation, biological process: cellular oxidant detoxification.